Molecule: messenger RNA, 1765 nt
Organism: Aethina tumida (small hive beetle)
Lineage: Eukaryota; Metazoa; Arthropoda; Insecta; Coleoptera; Nitidulidae
Product: TBC1 domain family member 13
Exons: 8
Coding region: 117-1298 (393 amino acids)
Biological process (GO): intracellular protein transport; activation of GTPase activity
Molecular function (GO): GTPase activator activity
Source: RefSeq, a predicted model, not a curated record
CUAAUAACAAUUUAAACAUUUAUAAAUGUCGCAUUAUAUUUAAUGUGUUUGUUUUACAUUAAUUAAAUAAAAUACAAUAAGAGGUGGAACUGUAGGUUUUUCUACUGAAUAGUAUCAUGUGUCAAAAUAUGGCAUACAAGGCAAGAUUAAGAGAGUUCGAUGAUAUUUUAGAUGAAGAUAUUAUCGAUUUAAAUGCUCUGAAAAAAAUAUCAUUCCAUGGAAUUCCAGACGACCAAGGUAAACGAGCCAAAUGUUGGAGGUUGUUGUUAAAUUAUUUACCGGUUGAAAAAGCACAAUGGGAUUCAUUCUUGGAGGAAAAACGUACAUUAUACAAACAAUUUAUAGAAGAAAUGAUUGUCAUGCCAGGAGAAAAAGAAUCAAAUGGAGAUGUAACAAUGGGCGACCACCCACUUAGUAUCAAUCCUGACAGUCAGUGGUCUACAUUUUUUAAAGACAAUGAAGUAUUACUGCAAAUUGAUAAAGAUGUAAGAAGGCUUUGUCCUGACAUAUCAUUCUUCCAACAACCUACAGAAUUUCCUUGUAUUGAAGUAGUGAGCAGCAAUGAUGUGAAAAGAUUGCACACCAGAGUUCAGAGGAGAGUGUUGAAAUGUGCCAAUGUUGAACGAAAAGGUUUAGGAAUUACAAAGAUAGCAUUAUCAGUUAAAAAAGCAACUGAAGAUUAUGCACCCAUGGCUGAAGGAAAGGAGGCACACUGGGAAGUAGUUGAACGCAUAUUAUUUCUUUAUGCAAAGUUGAAUCCAGGUCAAGGGUAUGUACAGGGUAUGAAUGAAAUUAUUGGUCCAAUUUACCAUGCCUUUGCUUCAGAUCCUGAUAUAUUGUUUAGAGAACAUGCUGAAAGUGACAGCUUUUUCUGUUUCACAAAUUUAAUGUCUGAAAUACGGGACUUUUUCAUUAAAAGUUUGGAUGAAACUGAUCAUGGCAUAAAUAAGAUGAUGAAUAGAAUGUUGCUGCAGUUGAAAAACAGUGAUUUAGAUAUAUGGCUAAAAUUUCAACAAUUAGAAUUAAAGCCACAAUAUUAUAGUUUUAGAUGGAUAACACUUCUAUUGUCUCAAGAAUUUCCAUUACCUGACGUCUUAAGAAUAUGGGACACUUUAUUUUCUGAUGAAAAUCGAUUUGAUUUUCUAAUUUACGUAUGUUGCGCCAUGAUUGUUAUUUUAAGGAAUCAAUUACUAUCUGGUGAUUUCCCGUCCAAUUUGAAAUUACUCCAAAACUUUCCUCCUAUGGAUGUUCAAAUUAUAUUAUCUAAGGCUGUUGAAUUAUCAAAAAAAGUUUUUUAAAAUAUUAUCUUUAAGAAAUUUUCAUUUUCAGUAAUUAUGAACAAAAUUAUGAUAAUUUGAUAUACUCCCUUUAUAGUUCGUAUUUGCUUUUGAUAUAUAAUUUGAUAAGCUCAAAUAUAAUAAUAUAGCAUCAAUAUUACUUUUUUUAAACAUUAAAUUUGUAUUUCAGCAUCAAGUUUCCAAUUUCAUGUUCAAUGAUGCUAACUCUAAUGAAUUAUGAGACUGAAGAUCAUUUCAUAGUGUCUUGUCAAUUAAAACACUACUUUUAAUUAUUUUUAAACUAUGUAUAUAAUUAUUCUGUAUAUUUAGUUAUCUGUUAUGUAUUUUAAAAUUCAAUUUUUGAACAAGUGGAUCAGUAGCUGAUCUUAUAUUAUUAAAAAUUGCACAAGUAGUUUUAUGUACAUAUGAAUUUGUUUAAUAUAUUCUUGUAUUUUUUCAUAUACCUAUAAUAAAAUUUAUAUUUUUAA